AUGUUUCUUCGUCAACUCGACCUGACGACUGCUCUUCGUCCAUCUUUACUACCAGACGAAACUUUGUUGUUUGUCCAAGACUCGGUCGGUCUCUAUGAAGGCAAAUACAAAAUACCCAACUAUCAAAAUGGCCACGCAUACUUGACCUCACACCGCGUGUGCUACGUCGAUAAUCAGGAGCCGCGGAAGUAUUCCAUCGCCAUUGAUCUCAAAGACGUCGAUAGACCAGAGUUCUAUGCUGGGUUUUUGAAAUCAUCAGCAAAAGUCACUUUAUAUCCGAAAGCUCCAAAACAUAAUGCUUUGGCUAUCAGAAGUCCGAAACCAGGUUAUCCAACUCCAGGCAGUUCGCUAGGAUCCACGCCACCGAGUCGGUACUCAACUCCUGGACGGGCUACUGCGCCUUCACCGGCGCCAGUAAGGGAUCCAAACGCUACUUGGAUAUGUCCUAUCUGUUCAUUUGCAAAUCCCGUCCCAUCCAACUUUGACCCAAGCACUGCAAAUGACAGAACACCUCUACCACCGUGUCUGGCUUGUGGAAUCAAGCCUCCCCUAGUCCAUGUCGUCAAAGCAGCCAUCGCUGCUCUUUCAAAUCGGCCCAGCGGUUCAUCCUUCGCACCUACACCUGCACCUGCAAUAAGUAGCCCACUGUCGUCUUCACCACAAACAACGCAGACUCCUACGGACGUGUCCUUGAAUCAAUGUCCAAGAUGUACCUUCUCAAACCACCCCUCUCUGAGUAGCUGUGAGAUCUGUGGAGCGAAGCUCUCAAGCUCAGCAGAUAGACGCUCACAACUAAUCGAAAGCGCGAUUACGCGCCCAGAAUCACCAGGUCCAUCCCUUCCGACCUCAGCUCUAGGCGAAACUACGCCAGAGAGUGUCAAGUUUUCGUUCCGCGCUGGCGGCGACAAGAUCUUCUACGAACGUCUCAAGGGCGCCUUGGUUCAACGGAAAUGGCUUCUCCAGAACGCGCCUCCAAUACCUAGAUCCCACACCGGAGAACCCAGUCAGACUUCAACGUAUUCAGCAACCGAUGGUUACACACCAACGCCUCCACCUCCAAAAGUCGUCGGUAUAGCAGGCUUAGAGCGGCGAGGAGCAGAGUUACGCAAAAACAACGAAUUCGUCAUUGGUAGCGCGUUCGAAGACUUGGAGGCUCUCAUGACAUCAGCNAAAGAAGUCAUCGCCAUGGCCGAACGCUUCAGAUCUCAAAACAGCAAUGGCGGCGACACUGAAAACGACGCAAACGCAGAAGCAGCCUCUCUGCUCUCAGACAUGGGUCUUGUAACCACAAAAGACAUGCUCUCAGGCAGCGGCGCCGACCGCACCUACAUUGCAGAACUAUCCCGCAAUUUAGCUGAGUUUCUGACUGAUGAUAAGAGAGGCGUGUUACGCAGAGAAGGCGGUAUCAUGUCCCUCGUCGACCUCUGGGCCGUCUUCAACCGCACACGCAACGGCAUCGAACUAGUCUCACCUCGUGACUUCGAAAGAGCAGCUACCAUGUGGGAUACACUACGCCUGCCCAUCCGCCUCCGCCGCUUCAGAAGCGGUCUCCUAGUCGUCCAAGGGCGCGACCGCACAGACGACAAGACCGUCGCAAGCAUCUUAUCCUGGCUCAAAGACCUGCACUCCAUCCCACCUUCCAUGUCAAACACCUCCGAGUUCGGCGCUGUAACAGGGCCAUCAGUAACCUGGGACUGGCAAGCCUUCGGCCGUGGAGUAACAGCUCAAGAAACCGCAGAGAGAUUUGGUUGGAGCGUCGGUGUUGCAACAGAAGAGCUCGAAAUGGCCGAAGAAAGNGGCGCUCUCUGUCGCGAACAAGGUCUCGACGGUGUCAGGUUCUGGGAGAACUUNUUUGCAGACAUACCUGUAAAGCUGCCAAAGGCAAAGACGGCAGCGCAAUUGGAGCAGUUGGAGAUAGAGAGGAGGUUGAAAGAAAGCGGUCUGUUAUAG
This is a messenger RNA of Aureobasidium musti, 1950 nucleotides long. The record is from the annotation of a GenBank genome assembly. Lineage: Eukaryota; Fungi; Ascomycota; Dothideomycetes; Dothideales; Saccotheciaceae.